AUGUGCUUUUGCGGACCGGAAGAGUACCCAUACGAAGAACGCAGCGUACCCCGAGUCGUCUCGAUGUCAGAAAAGUCAUCCUCAUCCUACGGCCGCUACGCCCAAACCUCCUCUCCACACCACUCCCACUACACACUAGGUUCGGGACGUCCAGCCAAACGCCAAUCCGUGAGGAUAGCAGAGUGCGAACCGCACCCCUACGACAGUGGCUACGAGAGCGUGGGCGCCUCGCUCCGCCGGGAAUCAUACACUCCCCCGCCAACGCUAAUCCAAACUAGUCGAAUGGGCUGCAUCGACCCUCCCAAUCGCUCCAGCAGCGUAGCCCCCGGUGGUGGCCGCCGCUCUUUCGGCGCGCGUAGUGGCGAGAUGGGAUACAAUCAGCCACGGAUCCUCAGCAAUGGGAGUCUCGGAUCGAUGGGCCAUCUGGGGCACCCCGCCUCCAGACUCCAGAUCCCGCACGACACGGGACACCCAGCACACAUGCACUCCAGCGGGCCGAGGGCCUCAAUCCCCAGGCAAUUCCGCAUCAGCGCGAACCCGGGGCGCGGAAGGCCCGGGAGCUACGUUGGCUACCGAGACGAGAGGAAUAGUUGGCGAGAGGACUCGGGAUAUAGCAGUAGGGAUGACUAUCGCGAUGAUCGGGGGUCCUCAAGCAGUGGGGAUAGCUGGGCCAGCGAUGGAUGGCUGUUCCCGGGCGGCGGGGAUAAGAGGGCGAGUUAUGCUGCGCCGAGUUCGACCACUGAGAGCUUUUACAUCCCGCCAUCCUUGAAGUUCGCGUAGUCAAGGGGGAUCCGAUGGAUACAACAAGCCGUACGACUAUUUCGUUCUCAUUUUAGUGGAGUUUGGGGCAUUUGUUUAGCUUUUUGUUUUCCUUUCUAUCACCCGCUCGCUGAAAUCAUACCCACGGCCAACGCUUGACGUUUUUCUUUUGUUUUGCACGAAAAAAAGCUGUGUUUUUAGUUUCCACUUUUUUUUUCUACUUCUCCAUCCAUCCAUCCAUAACCUAGCAUCAUCAGCGUUACCAUUCCAUCUCAUGAGCAUUGUUCCUAUAGUUUAUGACUUGUACCACCUAUUCUUUGUUUUUGUUUUUGUUUUCCUUUUUUGAGACCUAAUUUACGAAUUCCUUUUUAUUUAUUUUUUAUUUAUUUUUAUCCACCUUCCUUUAUUCCUUUCUUUCUUUUUUAAUGGGAAAAG
Molecule: messenger RNA, 1194 nt
Organism: Tuber aestivum (summer truffle)
Lineage: Eukaryota; Fungi; Ascomycota; Pezizomycetes; Pezizales; Tuberaceae
Source: the annotation of a GenBank genome assembly